UGUGUGGUCCAUAGUUUGGGCUGCAUGGCCACAAUCGCGCUACUGUGGCACGUCUGUAAUUUAACAUUUCUGAAGUCGAGAUGCACAUCAGCCUGUUGAUGUUCCGAUGCGGUUGAUGAUUACAACCAGCGUCUUCAAGGAGGAAUGUCAGAGCCAGGACGUGCAAUGUUUGACUCUCAGAUGUGGUGUUUAUUCUGGACUUCCACGUUGUUCCACUCUGUGCACUUGUCACUCUUAGUAGGGGAAACUAUGGUCAAGUUGACGUGAGUAAUAUGGCAACAAACAUUUUGGAGGGCGACUUCCUCAAUUUAAUGGCUGCCGCAAUUUCACGUCGAUAAUUCAGGACGCGGCGAACUCACGCUGACGCACGUCUGAUUGUGUCGCCUUAUGACAAGCGGGUGUUGUCGGGGACGUUAAACUCUACGCGCUCGCGUCGAGCUCGGCGAGCGAGCCGGUGGGACGCUUCGAGAGUAACUUCACAAUGGCGAAUAUCCACGAUGCCCUCGGUGAAUGACGGCGUUAUUGUGUGUGCCCCGUGCUUUAAGGCUCCACCGACGUCCUCACAUGCCUCCUGCGCUGCUCCUCCGCAAGUCCAUGCCCACUCCUCCCGCACAGCCCCACCACCCCGCACAGCCCCACCACCCAGCACAGCCACCCGAGCUUUUGCACCCCUGCUGGCCAGUGUACCUUACGCCGUCGCCGCCGUCGCCGCCGCCUCCACACCCGGCCAGCACCCGACUGACGAGCGCCAUGCCCAGCAGCGACACUCGCUUGCCUCCCAACACCAGCUCCACUGUAGCAGUGUCUGGAGCGACGUCAAAAUCCUCCAAGUCGGCCAAAUCGAAAUUGGCCAAAUCGUCCAAGUCGUCAAAAGCACCGGCAGCAGCAGCAGCCGCAGCAGCAGCAGCCAACGCCGAGAAGACAAGGGAGGAGAGAGGUGGCGGCCCGGCCGGUGUCGCAGCUGCUGCCGCUACAGCUACUGGUGCCGGUGGUGGAGGUGGCAUCGCUACGAGUGGCGGCGGCGCGGCGUGCGACUACGUCCCGAUCUGGCCGCACGAGCUUGCAGAGCGCCUGCGCUGCUCCGAGCCCCCGCCUCCCAUGCUGCUCGACUGCCGCCCGUUCGGCGAGUACACGCGCUCGCACAUCCGCGGCGCGCUGCACGUCAACUGCUCCGACCGCCUCUCCCGCCGGCGCCUGGCGCAGGGCAAGCUGCGCGUCACCCAGCUCGUGUGUCCCGCUGCCGCGGCGACGACGGACGGUCCGGCUGGCGCCACGGGGGACGCGGCGGGAGGAUUGGCGCAGGCCUCGUCGACGUCGGCGCCGGCGGCGGCGGCGGCGGCGGCGGCGGCGGUGGCGGCGGCAGGGCCGCCCCGCCGGGACAUGGUGCUCUACGACGGCAGCUCGGGAGACCCUGCAGCGGCACUCAAGCUGGUGCUGGAGAGCCUGCGCAGGGAGGGGGCCGACCCGCUUGUGCUUAGAGGCGGGCUGAGCGACUUUCGGGCGCUGCACGAGUCACUCUGCGAACACCACGGGGUGGAAGAUGUCUCCGAGGCGACGUCGCCAUUUGACGCGCACGUCAACGGUCGAGCCGGCGCACUCCUGCGAUCAUCCGCAUCGCCGGACGAGCGUAGCGGCGCCACCUCCUCCACCGCCACGACCGCACGGAGCCAGGGGUUUUUGGCGGCGGCUGGAGCCGUCGGCGGCGAAGUUUCGCAGGAGAGCAGCGACGCGUCCCGGCUCCUGCCGUACCUGUUCGUGGGUGGGGAGCGGGCGGCGCGCGACCUCCCGACCUUGCGCCGCCUCAACGUGGGGCUGGUGCUCAACGUGACGGCGCACGUGCCGCACUACCACGCGGGCGCCGGCGGCAUCGCGUACCGCCGCCUGCCGGCGAGCGACACGCACGGCCAGGACCUUCGCCAAUACUUCCGUCCGGCCUUCUUGCUCAUAGAGGAGGCGCGCCGCUGCGGCUGCAGCGUGCUGCUGCACUGCCAGGCGGGCGUGUCGCGCUCACCGACCGUCGCCAUCGCCUACGUGAUGCGCCUCCGCGGGCUGGGCGCGUCGGACGCCUACGCCUUCGUGCGCGCCCGGCGCGCCGCCGUCGCGCCCAACCUCAGCUUCAUGGGGCAGCUGCUGCUGUACGAGCGCGAGCUGGCGGCCGAGAGGAACGCGGUGGUCUCCUCGCCGGCGCAGCGCGCGCUGCCCUGAGCCGAACGCCGGCACGUCAGCCCUGCCGGGAUCGCGCCGUGUGCCUCCGAUUAGCACGGUUGGCUCUGCACGGUGCGAAAGGAGUUCAACAUCCGUGUACAUACGUACGUGUAAACCAGGGGUGCCGAACUUCACGGCAGCCCGGCGAAGUAGGGGUUGCCACCUCCUCAAGGUACCAAACGACUGGGACAUACCGCGAGAGGAGGAAUAUCUCACGAUACCAGAUGUGGGGUGAUCCACCAGUAGACGCAUCAUCUUGGGUAGUGUAUUAUUAUGCAGCUGGCAAAAAAGGAGGGUUUUAAUGCCCUGGGAAGGCUUGAUAGAUUUCCCAGGAUAGCUAUCUGAGAGGACGAUUCUGGUAAACUGGGAGAGGUGGCAACCCCCACGGAGAAGUAGCCAGUUGGCCCAGGGGGUUGAUAACGGCGUCGGAGCAGCGUCUGGCACUGCUGAGAUCUUGGGUUCCACCGUGAGUUUUAGCCGACCUAUAAUCAAACCAGGUUUUCACGUCUCAACCCGGUCACCAGUGACUGCCCAAACAAACCCAUUGUUGGAUUGGGUUUUUUUACUUAGUGCGGUCUAUAUUACAGCUCUUGCGGAUUAAGUGUAAUUAGUAGAGUCGGGAAAACGAGCAGCAACAGGCCUAACUCUGCUGGAAGCCUGUCCAGAGUUUGCCUGCAUAGACAAAUACUGCUGGAAAACCCUGGUACAUGAACCCCGAUAGGCCGAUGGACUAAAAUCUAACAUCAUUAUUCCGUGAUGCAGAAGAGCAACGUCUCAUCGUUUUUUAACAUAAUACCCACAAUGCAUUGCAAUGCAUUAGUGAGUUGCGUGGCCUCUACCAGCUCGUAGAUCAGUGGUGGGCAACCUGCAUCCUGAGGAGCUGCUCACGGUGGCCUGAUCUCAGUGUGUCUCUCGGGCUGUGCGUGGGGUCAUGAUUAGUGCACAAGCACGAUGUCAAGCUUGCGGCCCUCUGAGGUGAAGGAGGGGCCGCUCACGUGGACCACUGUCAGAUUUUGGGUCGCCCAUCGCUGUCACAGAUUCUGGGUCGCCCAUCGCUGUCACAGAUUCUGGGUCGCCCAUCGCUGUCACAGAUUCUGGGUCGCCCAACGCUGUCACAGAUUCUGGGUCGCCCAUCGCUGUCACAGAUUCUGGGUCGUCCAUCGCUGUCACAGAUUCUGGGUCGUCCAUCGCUGUCACAGAUUCUGGGUCGUCCAUCGCUGUCACAGAUUCUGGGUCGCCCAUCACUGUCACAGAUUCUGGGUUGCCCAUCACUGUCACAGAUUCUGGGUCGCCCAUCACUGUCACAGAUUCUGGGUCGCCCAUCACUGUCACAGAUUCUGGGUCGCCCAUCACUGUCACAGAUUCUGGGUCGC
Messenger RNA from Lethenteron reissneri (Far Eastern brook lamprey), 3578 nucleotides. RefSeq names its product dual specificity protein phosphatase 10-like. The record is from RefSeq and is a predicted model, not a curated record. Gene Ontology annotation, molecular function: protein tyrosine/threonine phosphatase activity; MAP kinase tyrosine phosphatase activity; MAP kinase tyrosine/serine/threonine phosphatase activity. Lineage: Eukaryota; Metazoa; Chordata; Hyperoartia; Petromyzontiformes; Petromyzontidae. Gene Ontology annotation, biological process: peptidyl-tyrosine dephosphorylation; negative regulation of MAPK cascade. Gene Ontology annotation, cellular component: cytosol; cytoplasm.